AUGCACGCUACAUCCCCGCCAGCUCCAUUGGUGCUGGUGUCGAUGCCAAGCGAAAUCCUUCUCUCCAUCGCUGACCAUCUCCCCUCAGAGAAAGACAUUGCCAGCCUCGCCACCGCGAACCGCCAUUUUAAUAGCCUAUUGACCCCGUACCUCUACACCCACAAUGCAAAGCACAACAAGGAUAAUCUUGCUCUCUGGUGGGCCAUCCGUCAUGGCGAGAGAGCCACCGCCGAGAAAUCCCUCGACAGUGGUGCAGAUAUCAAUGCAAUGCCUGAUAUCAACGAUGACGUUCCUUGGCGCUCUCCCAGUCCACUCUCGUACCUGGCAGUUUCGUCCAGACCACGAAACAUCCGUCUGUUGCGCGAAGAGUUAUACCGCCAAUAUGUGGACCGGCACCUUGCACUAGUACAACUCUUGAUUGACAGGGGUAUGGACGUUGAAGCCACAAGUAUCUACGGGGGGCAGACUGCGCUUCAUAUAGCUGCUAAGCGGGGUGACGAUGAGGUUGUUCAAUUGUUGAUCGAAAAUGGCGCUAAUAUCAAUGCCGUUUGCAGCAUCGGCAAUACUGUUUUGCAUUACGCCGCCAUGUCCUGCAAUGUCGACACCAUCAACUUACUUAUCAAUAUGGGCCUGACCGUAAACUCUAACCAUGAGACUGCUUUCACUCCACUCCAUGCAGCGGCAUCAGUUCUAAAUGAACAUGCAAUUCGUGUACUAAUUGACCGUGGAGCCAAAGUGCAAUGCAUCUCUUCAGAUCUGACCUCUCCAUUGAUCUUGGCAGCAAGUCAUGAAGACAGUGGUGCCGCGCUGGAACUUCUGAUUAAGAAUGGUGCUGAUAUCGAUCAUGUUGGCCCUUUUGAAAGCACAGCCUUACACAAAGCCGCCGCUCUGAAGAACGUCACGGGAAUGCGUUUACUGAUUAGGUACGGCGCGAAGAUCAACGUGCGCGACCAGGAUGGCAACACACCGCUGCACAUGCUCUUGCGCCACAGAAAUUUUCAGUCCAAGUUGGACCUGCUUCAGCUGUUUAUUGAUAAUGGCACGAAUGUCAAUGCCCCUAAUGAGUUCGGCAGUGUACCUUUGCACACUGCAGCGUCUAUUGCAGAAGUCGAACCCGUCAAGAUAUUACUGGAACACGGGGCCGAUGUUAAUCGAAAAGAUGACCACGGCUAUGUGCCACUGCAUCUAGCCUCCAGCGCGGUGGGAAUUCAAAAGGAGUUGGCAGCGCUACUACUUGAAAAUGGGGCGAAUCCCGUGGCGCAGACUGACUAUGGGCAAGUCGCGCUGGUAGAGACAAGCUGGCGUGGCAAAGCGGAUAAUGAGUGGAUCCGAGCAGCGCUGGUGAAAUACGGGAACGGGAACGGAAACAGCAAACAGAAUUGA
Molecule: messenger RNA, 1383 nt
Organism: Ophidiomyces ophidiicola
Lineage: Eukaryota; Fungi; Ascomycota; Eurotiomycetes; Onygenales; Onygenaceae
Exons: 1
Coding region: 1-1383 (460 amino acids)
Molecular function (GO): protein binding
Source: RefSeq, a predicted model, not a curated record